UUGAUUACUGAGUCAAACAAGCUGAAAUUCUUACAUUUCGAGGUUUAAGAAUAUAUAUUCUCCUAAAAAUGGGCAAAAUAACGCUGGAGAUGCUAGCAAAAUGUCCCAGUCACACCAAAAAGAAACGUGGAGAGACUUUAAAUCAUUAUUUAAAAAGGUUGACUCACUUGUACUUCGCAGAGAAAGGCAUUGAUGAGAUUGAUAACUUAUCUUCCUGCAAAAACCUUUCAGUUCUUUACCUGUAUGACAACAGUAUUUCAAGAAUAAGGAAUCUUAGUUUUGCUGCUAAUCUGACUCAUCUGUAUCUGCAAAAUAACAAACUUUCAAGAAUCGAAGGGCUUGACCACUGCAAAAAGUUAUCAAAACUAUAUCUUGGUAGUAAUUGUAUAACAGUUGUGGAAGGACUCGAAAAACUGGAAAAUUUAAAAGAACUUCAUAUUGAGAAACAAAGGCUUCCUCCUGGUGAAAAACUGCUGUUUGAACCACGGUCGCUGCAGAGUUUAGCUAAAUGCCUUUCUGUUCUCAACAUUUCUGAAAACAACAUUGACGCUAUAGAGGAACUAAAGUGCUUAACAAAUAUGACCCAGUUUAUUGUGGAAAACAACUAUCUCACAGACAUGAAGGAACUAUCAAGGGUAUUGGCUUCCUGGACAUCAUUAUGGAGACUAGAAACCACCGGAAAUCCCUUCUGCUGCAAGAAGAAGUACAGAGAUAGAGUGAUUAUCAUGUCACGAUCACUAGUGAUGUUAGAUGGCAAAGAAAUUAAUGAAACAGCAAGAAGUUUUCUGAUGAACUGGAAAGCUAACAAAGAUGCCAGAAGGCUUCAUAAAAGACAAUACCAUCUAGAAGCACCAUCGUCAAACUCUCUCUCAACCAUUCCAACGCUGGCUACUCUUCAAGGCUCCUUUCAUUCGAAUCAGCCUGGAAGUGGCUACUUAGUGGAAGCAGGUGUCAGUCCGCUGAUACGACUGGCUGGUCCUGUCGAGCCAAGUCAAGCUACAACAUUUAGCAGAAAUACUAAGACAUUAGCUGCUAUGGUGCAAGCACGUGCUCCUAAUUCAACCCUACUGAAGCAAAGAGGUCAAGCACCUGACAUAUCGAUGUCAAGGUUUCCAAAUAUCUUUGCUCCUCCUCGGCCCAUGGUCCAUGAACCUUCUUGGGAAACAGACAGUGACCUGCAUAGUGGCCCGCCCCUUCCUUUACAGACUUGAUCACACACACACACACACACACACAUAUAUAUAGUGCCUAUAUACAUAAACAUGAGGUUUAAUGUGUGUAUAAAGUAAAAAUGAAUUCUUAGAGUAAUUUAAAGUUUUAUUAACAUGUAAAUAGACAAUCAAGGCUUUUCCUCGGAAAUAAGGAAAAUGAGUUUUAAUAUGAAAAAUGCUCCAAAGACGGUCUUAAGAAGAAACCUACUGGAAGAGAAGAAACAUAAAACUAAAAGUAUAUAGCGAUGUUUGAAAUGUAAAUAUGUUUUCUAUCAUAAGAGAUAUAAAAAAAAAUUGUAACAGAUGAAAAUGAAGAACUGAAAAAGUUGA
Messenger RNA from Actinia tenebrosa (Australian red waratah sea anemone), 1541 nucleotides. RefSeq names its product protein phosphatase 1 regulatory subunit 42. Gene Ontology annotation, molecular function: protein binding. The record is from RefSeq and is a predicted model, not a curated record. NCBI's taxonomy places the organism in Eukaryota, Metazoa, Cnidaria, Anthozoa, Actiniaria, Actiniidae.